AUGGUACUCUUUCUCUUUUCCUGCACAUCCAAAACAGACAAUAGCAGCAUUGCAAAGACUAUCACAGUUGAUAAAGGAGGCAAUGGAGGCUUUUCUAGUGUACAAAGAGCCAUUGAUUCUGUCCCCUCAAACAAAAAAGAAUGGACUCUUAUCAGUGUAAAAUCUGGUAUUUACAAUGAAAAAGUUGUAGUCCCUGAAGACAAGCCAUUCAUUAUUCUUGUAGGAGAGAGCAUCAAGAAGACUUUGAUACAAUGGGGAGAUCAUGGCAGCUCCAACCUCAGUGCUACAUUCACAUUGAGAGCCGAUAAUUUUGUUGCUAUGAACCUAUCAUUUCAGAACACAUACAAUCUUGAUACACCGGAUUUAGAUGAUCGGAACACUAUUUUGUGGGCUCCGGCGGCUACAAUAUACGGUGACAAGGCAAGCUUUUACUUAUGCGGAUUUGUUGGAGUUCAAGACACUUUAACAGAUGCUCUUGGCCGUCACUUUUUUGUAUCUUGCUAUAUUCAAGGAACAAUAGAUUUCAUCUGGGGGAAAGGCCAAUCAGUCUACAAGAAUUGUGUUUUCAAUGCGACCACUGGAAUGCUAGGUGGAAGAGCUGGUUAUAUUACAGCUCAAGGGAGAGCAAACUCUAAUGACCCUAGUGGUUUUGUGUUCCUCUCAGGUUUUAUCUAUAGUACUGGUCCUGUUUAUUUGGGAAGAGCAUACAACCAAUAUUCAAGAGUAGUGUUCAAGAACACUUACAUGUCCAUAGUUGUCCAGCCUAAGGGUUGGUCUUCAUGGGGGUUUGUGGGUAAAGAGGCUGAUAUUGUAUAUUCGGAGGUGUCUUGCUUAGGACCCGGGGCAAAAAUGUCGCAGCGAGUGAAAUGGGAGAAGAAAUUAUUAACUGAGGAUUUGAAGAAGUUAACGGAUCUUAAUAAGUUCAUAAAUGAAGAUGGAUGGAUUCAAGGGCAACCUAGACUCAAAUGA
Molecule: messenger RNA, 969 nt
Organism: Hevea brasiliensis (rubber tree)
Lineage: Eukaryota; Viridiplantae; Streptophyta; Magnoliopsida; Malpighiales; Euphorbiaceae
Product: probable pectinesterase 29
Exons: 5
Coding region: 1-969 (322 amino acids)
Biological process (GO): cell wall modification
Molecular function (GO): pectinesterase activity
Source: RefSeq, a predicted model, not a curated record